Messenger RNA from Ctenocephalides felis (cat flea), 13443 nucleotides. It is a transcript of the gene Dhc98D, whose product is annotated as dynein heavy chain 10, axonemal. Gene Ontology annotation, cellular component: dynein complex. The transcript is spliced from 71 exons. The coding region runs from base 1 to 13443 and encodes 4480 amino acids. Gene Ontology annotation, molecular function: ATP binding; minus-end-directed microtubule motor activity; dynein light intermediate chain binding. Gene Ontology annotation, biological process: microtubule-based movement. The record is from RefSeq and is a predicted model, not a curated record. NCBI's taxonomy places the organism in Eukaryota, Metazoa, Arthropoda, Insecta, Siphonaptera, Pulicidae.
AUGAACGCCAGUAAUUCUGUAGAUGGGAAGGUUGAGAAAGGAACAACUGAACUACUAGGAGAAAAAGAAAUUUCAGCAGGAAAAGAACAACAACCGCUUGAGAAAAUAAUAGUCAAUAUAGAUCUUCGUAUUGAAUGGCUAAAAGAACGCACAAACAAUAUUUUAGAUCAAGAUACCCAAGCAGAAAUUGAUUUACAAGAAGAAUUCAAGCCUCAGAGUCAGAAAGAUCCAGACGACAAUGAUGACGAAGAAUUAGAAGUAGAAUCGCAUUUAAAAUUGCGUUCAAAUUCGAUCGACGAAUCUUCAAAGAGUGUUGUUUUUGAAACCGAAAAGAAAGAUAUCAAACCAUUAAAGAAAAGAGGUAAAAAAAUCAAGGUUUUUACAGAUUUAGUUCAUAAACAAUUUGGUGAAUCAGCUCUACCUGUCGCUUGCGAGGAAACAGAAAAAAGUAGUUUGGAUUCUGCACACGAUGAUGGAUCCUCAGUGGAAGAACACUCCCUAGAUUCUGAUAUUAGCCAUGGAGACACCACUAAACCAUCUGAUUAUCGAAGAUUAUCGUGCAUUGCUUCAUCAAGGUCUAUCGAUUAUGUAAAUAAUUUUGUAGUAAAUCAAAUCGCCGAGUUGCCUAAUAUAGAUUUGAGUAAUAAAGAGGAAGAUAAUGUGCUAAAGCUAAAUGAUCCUGACUUUGUUAAUAAACUUGAGGAAUAUAUUGUCACUACGGAGCGUCAUGUACUAAAAAUAAUUGACUAUUAUAAUACUAAAGUUUUAUGCAAAUGCAUAGCAAUUUGUCAGUUUGUAACCAAGAAAGCGGUGUAUCAUAGAGUUUCCAUAACAACGCAAAAAUCUGAAAAAAACUUUCUAUCUGAGUAUGAGUAUUGGAAAAUGAGCUACGUCGGCUUGGGCACAUUGCUCGACCAACUAAAAACGUAUGAAGUAGAAGAAGUGCUACGUUUAUUAAAACUGGCCGGUUCUUGUGCUAUAGAAGGCUAUAAAAUAUAUAUGAAUGAUCUUGAAAAAUAUUUCACACAAGCGAAAGAAAAUUAUUACUUUCUGCGUACAAUAUUGAAAUUCUUUCGGACUAUUAUGAAAUCAAAAGAUGAUAUCGAAGUCGGACAGGUUUGCUACGCUUUACUUGAAAGACUUCACAUUAUAUGGGUAUUGUCAAAAUAUUAUUGCUUUGACAACACUAUGUAUAUACUUUUGGAGCAAGUGAGUAAUGAAGUUAAUGCAAGAAUCAAAUCUACUCUGAAACCCGGAGAAGUUUUUAGUCUUUCAUUUUCGGAAUCACAAAAAUUAACUCAAAAUUCAAUACAUGUAUUGAAAUGUUGGUUAAAUGCUUAUAUGGACACACGACGUUGCAUUGAGGAGGAAGAGAAGACGCUGCGUUGGGAGUUUGAUCGGAAAUGUCUAUUUGGUGAAUCGGAGUGGCUGACAUCUGUCUGCAAUGAUUUACGGUCAAUGACACAGGCCGUUGAAAAAUUGGAAAAUACAUUCGGCAAAGAAAUGAAUUUUAUUAAAUGCGACUCUGUGCAACAAAGUAAUUGCGUUAUAGAACAAAUCCAUAAAAUUGUCGCUCCACUUCGAACGGUAGAGCUUGAUACUUACAAACAGGACACAUGUGACAAUUGGAAAAAUGUUCAGGAUGAUUUUUGGAGAUCAGUGGAAAACUUAAAAGCUCAGACACAAACAUUAUGGCAGCAAAAUUAUAGUAAAAUAAGGGCCAGCGAAUAUGACAUAAAUGCUCUAGAUCGAAAUUCUUCUUCAGACACGCGAAUUUCUAAAUUCAAAUUAAUACUGCAUUCAUUUGUUGAUGAAACGAAAAAUAUUGAAUUAGAAUUUAAGAAUAGCAAAAGUAGGCCACCUUUACAGUGUAAUCAUCCCCCUAAAUCAGGAGCAAUUUAUUGGGCUCGUACCUUACAGAAGCGGUUGAAGAAGUUGGUGAUUGCAUUUCAGCAAGUUCCAGAAAUACGCGAUUUUAAUAUAAAGAAAAAGGCCUUUGUGCUUUAUACGAAUGUUUCACAGAAACUUCUAGAGUACGAAGAGAAUAUCUUUUCUCAGUGGUUACAUGAAAGUAUAGUUGUUAUCGAUUCGAGCAAGAUUCGUAAAGUUUCACAAAACAUUUUAAUGACUGAUGAAAAUAAGAUCGAUCAUUUUCAUGUACUCAAACGAAGUGGUCAAACAUUUAGAAUUUACUUUCCUGCAGAAAUAUUUACUGUUAUAACCGAAGCAGAAAUAAUGCAAAGUUUAGGUUUUAUGCUGCCUUUCUCAAUUCGGACCGCUGUUAAUACUAAAGACAUAUUGAAUCUAAACCUUUUUUCUGUUAAAAUUAUGUUGGCAAAUAAUAACAAAAUACUAGAUACAUCAGAUCUGCCUGAACUGCAGUUUUUGGAAGUGCAUUUGCUCAGUUUGAAAAAAUGUAUAAACGCUGCACUGUGCCAAUACACGUGGGAUUCCAUUACCAUUCAAGAGUACAUAACUAUGUGUAUGCAGCAAAUUAGAGGUAUGAUGUCAACGGUGAACCAGCUGAAUCACAUCUCAACAGAAAUAUUAGGGGACAUUACGGAAUUACAAGAAUUCAACAUGUUCUGUAUCCAAAUGGAAAAUGAAGAAGAAGUCAAGUCUUGUGAGGAUUAUUACGAUUGCAUUAAAACAGCUCGUAGAUCUAAAAUUAAUCAAAUGUUACAUAUUUAUGAGGGAAUUGGUAUUACAAUUAUAAAGCUCGAAAGCUUUAUUUUGAAUCAAGCUACUGGAAAUUCAAAAGCAAUGGAGUACUAUUAUGAUCAAUGGGAGAAAGAAAUGUUUAGAAGUUUUGUUAAGUUAAAGUCAUUUCCCCGUUGGCUUUACAACACUUGUAUACCAUGUCCAGAACAUAUAUCAAGUGAUUUAGACGAGGACUAUAAAUUUUCAUAUUAUGAUGAUAUUAUACGCGUUAAAUCUGUUAAUAAGUUAAUAUUUUCUGUUCAAAACGCAGCUAUUAUGCUUGUCGUCAAAGUGCAAAAUUACAUGGCAAAAUGGAAAAAAUAUUGUACUCUUUGGUCUUAUGAUAAACAAAAAGUAUGUCAGAAUUUUGUAACAAAAAGCCCUAGUCCUAAAUUAGCAACAUAUGAUGAAAAGUUUAUGUUUUACCAAAAUAUAAUAAAGCACUUGACUGAUCACAAGCCGUAUGUUAUUGUUAAUUGCAUUCAAAUCGAUUUAAGUUCAGUUAUUGGGACCAUUAUUGAACAUGCUAAGGAAUGGAAACUAAUAUUAGGAGAAUGUAUCGUUGAAAGUACGAAUAAUAAAAUAAAAACGAUAGAGAUACUGAUUGGGAAACUCAAGAAUGAUGUUCAAAAAAAGAUCAAGACCCUGGAAUGUUUCAAAAGCGUUUUCGAUUGCAUUGAAACAAUUCAGAACUUAACAAUCAGUACAGAAUACGAAAUAAAAACCUGUCAAGAAAUUUAUGCUAUUCUGCGCACGCAUGAUAUUCCAUUUUUAUCUGAUGAUGAGGAAGUUUCUCAUCAAGUAGAGAAAGAGUGGAAUUCGCUGUAUAUGAACGCUCUAGAACGUAAAUGCGCUAUUAACAUUACGAAAUUUAUAUUUGCUGAAAAAACUUCUUCUGAAUUAGAUAAUUUUUGUAUAAAAAUCAAUCAGUUCGUGGAAGAAUAUGAGGAAAGUGGAUUAUGCGCACCAGGAGUAGACUUGGAAAAUAGAUAUUCGCUAAUGAAUUCUUAUGCUACAAAAUUUGCUGAACUAGAAGAGGAACGAAUUAAUUUUAUAAGCACUGAAUCCUUUCUGGACAUAAAAAUUGAUGAUUUGUCUGCUUUCGUGGAAAUAUAUCAAGAAUAUCAAGGAAUAAGAAUACUUUACAAUCUAUUCAAAGAUCAACAAGAGCAACGGAUUUGCUGGGGAAAAACACUUUGGAGUAAUUUUAAUCCAAAGUUUUUGAUGGAUGGAAUACAAAAGCAAGUACAAGAAUAUAAAAGGCUAUCUCCGCAGUUUCAAUCACAUCCAGUUGGGCAAUCAGUGUAUUUACACAUUCAACAGUUUGAAAAUAUUAUAUCACUGAUGGCUUUAUUGAAAAACAAGGCAAUGAGAACUCGUCAUUGGGAACUAUUAAUGGAAAAAAUCGAUAGAAAAUUGGAUACGUCUUCUGAAAAUUUUACAUUACAUGAUAUGAUUCAAAUUGAAUUGCAUCAACAUGAAAAUGAAGUUAAGACAAUUAUAAAUAGCGCCGUUAAAGAAUUGGAAAUAGAGGAAAGCGUUAAUGAGAUACAAAAUACUUGGAGAUCUAUAAAUUUAACAUUCAAGAAACAUCCUAAUGAAGAUGAUUUUCGCGGUUUUAUUCUUGAUUGUGCAGAUGACGUGAUGCAAACAUUUGAUGGAAUUUUAAUGACCCUUCAGAUAAUGGCAACAUCACAGUUUAUUGGACCAUUCAUUUCGACAAUACAAGAAAUAGAAAAUAGUGUCUUAUUAUCUUGUAAGAUAAUAGAUAAAUGGAUAUCGACGCAAAAGAAAUGGGUAUUUUUAGAACAAAUAUUUAUUGAUGAGCAAUUUGGUUCGGAAAUGCCCGAAGAAACACGCGUAUUUAAUGCUAUAAAUAAAGCAUUCAUGAAUAUAAUGGAUGAAGCUUUUCAAAAUCCAUCCAUUAGCUACACGACGUCAACGCCAAAUAUACAUAUUAAACUGCAAUAUCUAGAAUUCAGUUUAGAUAAGUGCCAAAAAUCUUUAAAUCAACAUUUGGAAAGUAAAAGAAAUAUGUUUUCUAGAUUUUAUUUUAUUUCUACGAAUGAACUGUUAUCUAUAUUAUGUAGCAAUAAUCCUGCUCAAAUUCAAAGGCAUAUUAAGAAGAUGUUCCAUAAUGUUAGAGCUUUAAAUAUGGAAUUAACUGACAAUAAUGAAUUAAAUAUUACUGCUAUGGUAUCUGGUGAAGGUGAGAUGCUACAUUUCUGUCAUAAAGUGAAAAUUGAAGGCAGUGUUUGUGACUGGAUGAAUUCCGUUGUGAAGGAAAUGCAGAUUACGAAUAGAUAUACGACGAAAAAAGCUAUUUACGUAUAUGGUACCGAACACAAAUCCAGAAUGGACUGGAUAAUGGAUUUUCCAGGUAUGAUCUGUUUAGCUUCAAUCCAAAUUUGGUGGACAGCGGAAGUAGAAAACGUAUUUAAGAAAAUAUAUAAAUCUGAAGAAAAAGCUAUGAAACUAUAUUUAAUAAAUCAGAAUACGCAAGUUGAUGAAAUUGUAACCAAAAUUCGCACAAAUCUUACAUCAAAUGAUCAAAAGAAGUUGAGGACAAUUCUUAUUAAUGACAUACAUGCACGUGAUGUUGUAGAACAAUUCAUUAGAGACAACAUUUCAAGUGCUCAGCAAUUUGAAUGGGAAAGUCAACUUAAGUUUUAUUGGAAAAGGGAUAUCGAUAAUUUAUUAGCAAAACAAUGCACAGGUAGCUUUGAAUAUGGAUACGAAUAUAUGGGAUUAUGUGAUAGACUUAUUAUCACACCAUUGACAGAAAGAAUAAUACUAACGAUGACUCAAGCUCUUACACUAAAAUUAGGAUGUGCCAUAUCUGGCCCAGCUGGCACAGGAAAAACGGAAAUAGUGAAAGAUUUAGCAAGAAAAUUUGCGAAUUUAUGUGUUAUUCUAAAUUGUAGUGAAAGCACCAAUUUUUUCGCAAUAUCGCAAAUAUUGUGCGGAAUCUCGCAAUGUGGUGCUUGGGGCUGCCUUGAUGGAUUUGAUAGAAUAGAAUUAUCUAUGUUGUCGGUUAUUUCAAUGAAAUUGCAAAUUAUACGUAACGCGUUGAUAAAGAAAUCCACAAAAAUUAUGCUGAACGAAAAAGAGAUAAAUUUUGACAAUAAAAUUGGAAUAUUUAUCACACUGAAUCCUGGAUACGCUAGUCGAAAGGAAUUACCCGAAUCUAUCAAGAUUCAUUUUCGUCCAGUAAUGUGUAUUACCCCGGAUGUAAAUAUGAUAUGUGAAAUAUAUUUAAUGUCCGAUGGAUUUAUUCAAGCCAAGGCUUUGGCAACAAAAAUGACAGCGCUUUACGAUAUGGCAUCCAGACAAUUAAGUAAGGCACAUCACUAUGACUGGGGUCUUUGCAGUAUGUCUUCCGCUCUGCGCAUGGCAUGCUUGUUGAAGAAAAUGUAUCCUGAUACACCUGAAAAUGUGGUCAUCAUGAGAGCAUUAUGCGAAGCAAAUUUUUCAAAACUGGUCGAUGAUGACAUUCUAAUAUUCAAGAGCUUAAUAAAAAGUUUAUUUCCUGGAUUGGACUGUUCACCAGUAAUUGAUCAAGAAUUUGUUGAUGUUAUUACUAAAAUAUUGAAGGAAGAUAACUUGAUUUUGCUAGACAUCCAAGUUAAUAAAGUACAGCAGUUGAAACGUGCCAUGAUGGCUAAACAUUCAGCAAUGGUUGUGGGAUCAACAGGUGGUGGAAAAAGCGUUGUUAUACAAACUUUUGUGAAGGCGCAAAUCUACCAGGGCAUGCCAACUAAACUUAUAACCAUAAAUCCAAAAGCAUAUUCUAUCAAUGAAUUAUAUGGAAUGUUCGAUCCCAUCAAUGACGACUGGAUUGAUGGAUUAUUUUCUACUAUAUUUCGAGAAAUCAACCAACCAUCAGAAUAUCCAGAAAAACGCUAUGUACUAUUUGAUGGAGAUAUCGAUGCAUUUUGGAUUGAAAAUAUAAAUUCUAUUAUGGAUAACAACAAAAUAUUAACGUUGGCAAAUGGAGAACGAAUACAAUUAGCAGAUUCUAGUGCUCUUAUAUUUGAGGUUGGCAGUUUAGAAUUCGCUUCCCCGGCAACAGUAUCGAGAUGCGGAAUAAUUUAUUUGGAUCCAGAACAUUUGGGAUGCAAGCCUUAUUGGAUGCGUUGGCUAGAUAAAAAUACAAACAAAAACGAGCGAAUCUUAUUCAUAUCUUUAUAUGAUAAAUUCGUUCCUUCUUUACUAAAAUUGAUAAGUUCAGGAUCUAUGGACACUCAAAAAAUGAGACCUCUCCAUUCUGUUGUUAAACAAACUGAAUUGAAUAUGAUAGUGCAGUUAUGUUUUAUGAUUGACUCAUUACUACAAAAUGUAAAGGAAGAAUACCACAAUGUGAACGAAAAAUUGAUUAACGCAACAUUUUUUAUGGCAUUGUACUUUUCUCUUGGAGCAACAUUGGAGCCGCCGGACAAAAUAUAUUUUGACACAUGCGCUAAAAAAUUAUCUGAAAUGCCAUUUUCAAACGAAACCACUGUUGAAAAUGUGUCGCUUGAUAUGAUACCUACUUUUUAUCCGUUAUUAUUUGAUUAUUUUAUCGAUGUACAAAACAAGGUUUGGAACAGUUGGGAAAGCUUAGUACCAAAGUAUAUUUAUGAUUCGACUUGCAGUUCUAAUGGUCUUUUUGUUGAAACUGUAGAUACAUUAAAAACGAAUUGGUUUCUCAAUCUUAUGAAAUCGGUUAGAAGACCUAGUUUACUGAUAGGCAAGACUGGAGCUUGUAAAUCAACAAUUAUAUUAAACUUCUUAAAAAACUUAAAUCCUGAUAUUUAUAAUUGGUCAAAGAUAUUCUUCUCGUUAAAAACCUCUGCACUUGACGUACAAAGGCAUAUAGAUUCAUUAAUUUCAAAGAGAAAUAAUAAUGUUUAUGGGCCACCGUUAGGAAAAAAACUUGUAAUAUUUAUCGACAACUUGAGCAUGCCCCGAGUAGAUAUGUAUGGAACUCAGCAACCACUGGCACUUUUGAAGUUCAUUUUUGAAAAAAAUGGAUAUUUUGUACGGAAUAAACAAUUUAAUUGGAAAUGUCUCAAGGAUAUAUAUUUCUUAGCUGCUACUGAAAUUCGAUCUGGCUGCACGAAUAAAGUUGACAAUCGUUUUAUUUCAAAAUUUGCGGUUUAUAACAUAAGUCUUCCGGAUUCAAAAGUACUCUACCAUAUUUAUUCUUCUAUUAUUUGUGGACAUGUUGAGAUGUUUUCCGAAGAAAUUAAGUCAAUCGGUGGACUAAUCGUCUCGGCAACUCUUGAUUUAUACGAAAAAAUUAUAGUUCAAUUGCGACCAACGCCAAAUAAAUUUCACUACACCUUCAAUAUAAGAGAUUUAUCGAAAAUUGUGGCAGGACUCUUGAUGACAAAGCCCAGCAAAUUCUUAACGCUACGGGAGUUUGUUCGUGUUUGGCGUAAUGAAUUUUUGCGUACUGUUUGCGAUAGACUUAGCUACAAAGAGGAUUGGAAUGUGAUGCAGCAUGCAAUUGAAUCUGUAGUGAAAACACACUUUUCUGAACAAAUACAAGAAAAUUGCUUGUCGACAAUCGCAGAUGAACCACAAAGAUCGGAAAUGUCAACGCCUGAAUAUGUUUUGCGCGACCCCAUAUUAUUUGGUGAUUAUCGAAAUGCAUUAAAUGAUGGUGAGGAAAGGUACUAUGAGGAUCUCCUUGAUUACACAUCUGUCUAUUAUUUAUUCCAAGAAAUACUAAACAAUUAUAUGAAACUCGUCGGGAACCCUUACCUGGUUCUGUUUGAAGAUGCCCUGGAGCAUUUGACACGGCUGCACAGAACUUUGAGAAUGCACUGUGGGCAUGUGCUAAUUGCAGGAGCCAAUGGCACUGGGAAACAGAGCUUGGCAAAAUUGGCAUCUUACACCGCUGGUUGUCAAGUAUUCGAAAUUAUUAUUGACACAGGAUUUGACAUAACUUCUUUUAGAAAAGACCUUAAGAUGCUUUUCUAUCAAUUAAGUGUUGAAAAUAAAAAGUUGGCGUUUGUCUUUACAACUGACCAGGUUACCGAUGAGGAUUUUUUCGAACAUAUAAAUUUUAUAGUUUCGAAUGAAAUGAUUCCAGGGUUGUUUACUAAAGAAGACGAAGUUACUCUAUUAAAUGCAUGUAAAAUUGCGGCUGAAAAGGAAGGAUAUUCAACUGAAACAGAAGAAGUUUGGUCCUAUUUUACAAAAAAAUGUAUUGAUAAUUUGCAUGUUAUUCUAACAAUGUCGCCUGUAGACAACGUGUUAAGGAAAUAUUGCAAAGAUUUUCCUGGAAUUAUUAAUAAUACAGUAAUUGAUUGGAUCUUCAUGUGGCCUAAAGAAGCCUUGGUUGCAGUAGCAAAUGUUUUCUUCGCUAAUAAUCUAAUCAUACCAAAAGAACACAGAAGCGAAGUGGUCCAACAUGUGGCUGAAGCACACUUCGGUAUGGAAAGAUUUAUUCAAGAAUAUUUUACAAAAUUUAACAGAAGGAAUUAUGUAACACUCAAGCACUACUUAGAUUAUAUACAAUCUUAUUUGUUGUUACUGGAAGAUAGACAUAAUUUUACUGCUGAACAGUGCGUUAGAUUAGCUGGAGGCAUUAACAGAAUUGAAUUGGCAGCUUUAGAACUAAAAAAUCUAAACGAAAAAUUAGAAAAACAAAGUAUUGUUGUGAACAAGCAAACAGAAAUUUCUCAAACAUUACUAGCAGAGUUAUCCGCGGAAAAACUGAAAGCUGCAGAUAAAAAACGUUUGGCUACGGCAAAAAGUCUGGAGAUAGCAAAUCAAGCUAAACUUAUUGGUGUAGAAAAAGCGGAAGCAGGUUCAGCUCUUUCUAAAGCUUUGCAAACACUAAAUUUAGCAAAAGAUGCUCUAGGAAAUUUGGAUAUUGAAGACAUCUCUAAAAUAAGUUCAAUGACAACGCCACCGGACAUAGUGCAAUGCGUGUGCGAAUGUGUUGUCAUUUUAAAAGGUCUGAAGGAAGUAUCUUGGAAAUCCGUAAGGACAAUGAUGAAUGAUCCAAAUUUUUUAGUGUCCUUACAAAAAUUAAAUUGUGAUGAUGUUUCUCAAAAACAAGUUGGAAUGAUCAAGGCGCAUUUGAAGAUAUCUAAAAUGCUGGACGAAACGCAAAUGGGCAGUAAAACAGGAUACUGUUUGUUGCGUUUUGUGCGCGCAGUGUUAUCAUAUUUUGCUGUUGCCAAAGAGAUGAAACCAAAAAAGGAACAUAUCAACAGUCUGGUCUCGGAGCACAAUGUCGCCAUAAGCAAUCUGUGCAAUCUAAACGCUGAAAUAGAGAAUCUAGAAACUGAUAUAAAUGCAAUGGAUAAACGAUACAAUGAUGUAGUUGCCCACAAACUGCAACUGCAGGAAGAUGUGGAUGUCAUAAUAGAGCAACUGACUGUCGCAGAUAGAUUAAUCUCUGGGUUAAGAAUAGAGCAGAAAAGAUGGCAAGAAGAACUAAACACUCUGAGGCAAAACGAGAAAACUCAUAUUGGAUCAUGUUUAUUGACGGCUGCCUUUCUGUCCUACGCUGGUCCAUUCAAUCUAGAAUUCAGAUUGAAAAUGAUGUAUGACAAUUUGUUAAAAGAUAUCAUAAAUCGAAAUAUUCCUGUAAUUGAAUCAUAUGUCAUUCACCAGCAGUUAGUAAAUGAAGUUCACACCAGAAGAUGGAAUUUGGAAGGUUUGCCGAGCGAUGAAUUAUCUCUUCAGAAUGGAAUAUUGACCAUUUAUGCAUUGCGUUAUCCUCUUUGCAUUGAUCCUCAUCAGCAGGCAAUAUCUUGGAUUAAAAAAAUGGAACAACAGAAUAAUUUGAGAACAGUUACGUUUGUUCAACCUGACUACAUAGAUCAAUUAAAGCAAGCCAUUAAAUAUGGAUAUCCUAUCAUAUUCAUCAAUAUUGGUGAUUAUGUUGACCCAGUAAUAUAUUCGAUAUUAGAAGAAAGCACUUCAGUUUCAAAUCCUAAAUUGAAUGACUUAUUCGAAAAUGAAAAAAACAUUGGUGAUGAUGGAUUUAGACUCUAUUUUACAACACAGCUUGGAAAUCCAAAUCUAAACACAAACGUGUAUGCAAAGUUAUCAGUUAUUAAUUUCAGUAUAUCAGAAAAUAGUUUAGAAGAAAAAUUAAUAAGUAUUGCAAUUCAGGAAGAGCACUGUGAUGUUGAAAAUGAUUUCAGUUUGCUUGUGAAGGAAAUAAGUUUAAAUACAACUCUGCUCGAAAAACUCGAAAAUACGCUUUUACAGGAGAUGUUGACUCCUACAGAAAAUAUAAUACACAACGCAGAGUUUGUUUCUUGUUUGGAAAAUAUAAAGAAGAAAAUUUCCGAUGCCAAAAGCAAUUUAGCAGCAUCUAUGAAUAAUUUGAAGGAUAUCAAUGAAGUCCGAAAUAAACAUCGUCAAAUUGCAAUACACGGUUCUACAUUAUUUUUUGCCAUAUCCGACAUGAGUAUUGUUAAUAAAGUAUAUCAGUUUAGUCUUACAACAUACAUAGAAGUUUUUAGAUUUUCAUUACGACAAACAACUGCAGAUAAUUCUAUCUCUAGCAAAUUGAAGAAAAUUAUUCAUACACUUACUGAAAACAUUUACUGUUAUGCAUGUACAGGUAUUUUUGAAAAACACAGAAUUUUUUUCUCGUUUCUGUUGGCAAUUAAAAUAGAACAGAACAUAAAAUUAAUAUCAGAGCAAGAAUUAAGAUUUUUUAUUCAAGGUUCGAAAAUGACUGAAAAUUUGCCUGUUUCGUGUCCGAACUGGAUUACAACUGAGUGGAAUGAUGUUGAUACACCUGAAAGCAUCCCAUUACCAAUGAAUUAUGAUAAGUCGCUGACGCCUUUUAGGCGACUUAUGAUAUUGCGAUGUUUCCGCACGGAUAGAGUUUUUCAUGGUGUUAUAGAUUUCAUAGUUUCGUCUUUGGGAGAAAGAUACAUAAAGCCUCCAAAUGUGUGUUUUAAUGAUAUUUUCAAUAAAACUUUGGCGCAUAUUCCUAUAAUUUUUAUGCUAACAUCUGGAUUUGAUCCAACGAAUAAACUCAUAAAAUUAGCUGAUGAGUUAGGAAGUGAUCGCUUCAAAUGUAGAGAAAUCUCACUGAGUAGAGGCCAAGAAGAAUUGGCUAUGGACUUGGUGGUCACUGCCGCUGAACAAGGAAGUUGGAUUUUACUACAAAAUUGUCAUUUGUUUAAUCCAAUUAAAGAUAAAAUGGAAAAAUUGUUGAGUAUUAUGGAAAAUCCGCAUCGGGAUUUCCGUUUGUGGAUUACAACUGAUACAGCGGGCGCUAUACCCAUAGAAAUUUUACAAAGGUGUUUUACAGUUGCAACGGAUCUCUCAAGUGGAAUAAGAUACAAUUUAAGAAAUUCUUACCAUGAUUUAUCGCAAAGCAUAUUAGAUAAAUGCCCUCAUGCUGCUUUCAAAAGCUUAGUUUAUGUGUUAGCAUUUUUUCAUGCAGUUAUUCAGGAAAGAAAACGAUAUGACAAAAUAGGAUGGAAUAUAAAUUACGAUUUUAGUGAAUCGGAUUUUAAUAUAAGCGUACAAAUUAUCGAUUCUUAUCUCGCACAAAUACACAAAUUGCAAGAUAAUAAUAUAAAUUGGAAAUGUUUAAAAUAUCUAAUAGGAGAGAUUAUAUAUGGGGGACGUGUGCUGGAUGGUUUUGAUAAUCGUGUCGUGAAAACUUAUUUGAACGAAUACAUGGGCGAAUUUAUAUUUGAUCCUUUUCAACCAUUUAAUUUUUAUAAUGACAAGAAUGUGAAAUAUACAAUACCACAUAAUGGAAAUAGAGAAUUUUAUUUAGAUUAUAUAGACUCCCUACCGCUUAAAAUAAAUACAUCUGAAGUUAUUGGCUUACAUGUUAAUGCCGAAAUUAAAUAUUCGACGAAAGCCUCAAGGGACAUAUGGCGAUAUUUGAUGGAUCUUCAGACACAAACGAGUGAGGUUUUUGACAAAAAUAUAAAAUACCAAACUGUCCAAUCUACUGCUCAGAAUGUAUUAGAAAGAGUACCAAAACUAUAUGAAUUGGAGAAAAUUCGUGAAACAUUUGACAUUAACACAGCUCCAACUAAACUAAUUUUAAUUCAAGAACUAAAAAUGUUUAAUAAGCUGUUGGACAGAAUGUCUUCAUCAUUGAACUUGCUACUAAAUGCACUUAAUGGAGAAAUAAGCUUGGAUCCAGAUUUGGAGUGUAUAGUAGAAUGUCUAUUUAUUGGCCAGCUUCCUCUUUGUUGGAAAAAACUUGCUCCAAAAACCUGCAAAACUCUUGGGAGUUGGAUGGAACAUUUUGAAAGAAGAAUCAGUCAAUACAAUUAUUGGUGCACAGUAGGUGAACCUUCUAUUAUGUGGUUAUCCGGCUUGACUAUUCCGGAAUCCUAUCUAGCAGCAGUAGUGCAAAUGGAAUGCCAAAAACACUUUUGGCCUUUGGAGAGGUCUACAUUCUACACCACUGUAACCCCUUAUACUAGUUAUGAUGAGAUAUCAGGACGACCGGAGAAGGGAUGUUAUGUUAUUGGACUUUACUUGGAAGGAUGCCAAUGGGAUAUAAAAAGUAUGUGUUUAAAAAUGUCAUCACCAAAUGUACUUGUAGAAGAAAUUCCUAUAAUUAUUGUAAUUCCUACACUUCAACAACGAUUGCAUCUGCAGAACAUGUUGCGUACACCAGUGUAUAUAACAUCUCAGCGCAGAAACAGUAUGGAGGAUGAUAUUGUGUUUGAAGCACAUUUAAGAACUACUGCGCCAUUGUCCACAUGGAUUUUACAUGGAGUUUGUUUAUUACUAAAUACAAAUUAA